CAUUUCGAUAUGACCAAGACCGAUGGUGUUAACAUCGGUUCGGCCCAGUCGAGUCGCACUCAAAUCCUUGAAGUUGCACGACCUUUUCGGAUGUCUCGGACACAUUGCCUGGACGUCGACACUACGACGACCAACAAAUCCAGUGUUGUGUCACCAAGCCUGGCGCCGCGAUACUGCCCGGCUCUCCAAGGCAAAGCUGCUGCUACGUGUGCCCGUGAAAUAUUGGAUGAGCCCGUUUCCACUCUUCUGGAAGAGGCCCUUCAGAGGUCAGGCGCCUCCGCGUUCUUUCUAGCAGCCACCUUGCUGGAUGCCUUAUUUGAUCACAUCCAGGGUGCCCCUCUGGUUCCGAACGGCCCCUUCCAGAUAAGUCUUGAACAAAGCAUAGUCCAAACCCCUUACCAGCUUGUUUGCCAAGAGCUCUCCCGUCUUGUUCCAGAGCCUGUGACUUCGCUAGACCGAGCCGCGCAGACCGAUUGGUUGGAUAACGAAGUGCGGAGCCUGUUGCAAUGCCCAGACCUCGAGAAAGGUUUACAAGCCGCUAUCCCAGGCUUUCGACUUUGGCAUGUUGCCGAAGCCCCCGGCCAUCCCACCCAGGUUGACAUUUACACUGAUGGGUCGGCCAACGGCCGUGCCGAGCCACUUGCCUCUGCCCCGUGUGGCUGGGCUUUCAAUGUUUGGGUCACGACCCCAAGUGGGCUCCUCUUUUACGGUUCUGCAGCUUCUACUGCCACACCCCCAGGCACGAUUUUCUGCCUGGGUGAGGCCAAUGACUCGCCGUUAACAAGCGAAUUGCUUGCCAUAGCCUGGGCUUUAUGCUGGGUUAUAGAGUUUGGGCCGGCUUUCCGUUGCCCCAUCUGUCUCCACUAUGACUGUCUCGCCGCCGGCGAUGGGUCCUUUGCAGACGCACACUGUGCAUCGAUUCCAACAGUGGAUGGAUAUCCGCCCCUAAGUGAAAGUACAGCUCUGUUCCGCCAAAUUGCCAUGAGGCGUACAGACCUCAGGCAUGCAUACGUACCAGGCCAUCGAGGCGAAACAGGUAACGAGCUCAGUGAUGCUCUAGCCAAAAGAGCUCGCUUGUGUCCCCGCACCUGUGAGGAGCGCGUACUCCCACAAUGGCCGUCCCUACUUGUCCAGCAUCCUAUGUUUGCGUGGGCGUGGCUUGUUGCUCAUCCCACCCCGGACAUGCCAACGUUGUACGCGUUUGAGGCUGAGGCCGACAGGCUGCAACAUACGACACCAAGUGAUCGGCCACCACCCAGUCUCGGUUUGCACGUGUACCAGCCCAAGCCUACCCGCCCAGUGCACUAUCACCUUUGCGCCAUGACAUACAACGUGCUCACGCUGCUGGAUAAGCACCCUGGCACCACUGGCGUACGACAACCCGUCGGCAUGCGCCUGCACGGUCGGCGGCACUUGCUCAUACGACAAGUGCGAGACAGACAGGUCCUUUUCCUUGGACUUCAGGAGACUCGCGUCCAGGAUGCUGCUACACUCCCGGACAAGGAUUUCUGGCUCCUCCACGCCCCAGCUAACACAGCUGGACAGUACGGAUGUGCAUUGUGGGUGAACAAGCUGCAGCCCUAUGCUGUAUGUGGAGAUCAGAGCUUUUGUCUUGAGCUUUCACACCUGACGGUCGCGUCUUUCUCUGCGCGGCAUCUUCUUGUACAUGUCCUUGCGCCGCACCUCCGUGUAGCGGUACUUGUUGCGCAUGCACCAUCCAACCCACAGGAUACAGGUGGGGAAGUACGUGCCUUUUGGGCUGCCAGAACUCAAGAAAUGCGCCGUCUCCCCAAAGGGACGCCUUUGAUCCUCCUUACAGACGCCAAUGCACGCACUGGCAGCCUCGAAAGUGAGGCUAUCGGGGCACAAGGCGCAGAAACCGAAACACCAGCUGGUGAAGCCUUCCACGAUUUCCUACUUGCACAAGGGCUGUACGCUCCCUCCACCUUUCCGGCCAUCCAUAUCCCUGCAGGGCGCCGUGCUAUGCCCAAGAAGGCACAGCGACCGCAACAGACCUUCCUGACAACUGCCAGUCUCGACCAGAUCCGUCACCGCAAGGACUUGCGCAAUCGCCUCCGUCUUGCGGAGCAAGAGACCGCUAGGACGUUGCUAGGUUCGGAACACCUCAUUGCUGCCACAGAGGAGCUUUUUGCGGGCACCUGGUUUCGCCUUGACCAGUAUAGCGAACUCGUCACCACCAGGGCCGGCGUUAGGUACUUGUUGGGAUCGCUUGUUGGAUCCAAAUUCGCCUACGGAUCUGCUGCUCUGGAGCUGCAUGCUUCCAGCCACUGGAGACUCUGGGCUCGGCUUUACACCGCGAUAUGGCGUGCACUGCGUCCUAGAGCCCUUGCCACGGAGAAAAUGCAUUCCUAUGUCACCGAGGUAUAUCAGGCCGAGGCUGCAGAUAAAGUGCUACGGAAAAAGAUCCUUGGAGGGGAAUGGCAGCAUUUUGCCGCCGCACCGCCCGCGCUCCAGGCCUCCGGACCCAGGCAGCUCACCCGUGACGAGAUGUUACAUUGGCUGGGCGACGAAGCGCCCCUCAGCAUGCUACGGCGGCCAGUUGCAGACCCCGCUCUCCUAGCCUGGGUCCAAGCGGAGAUCCCAAAAAGCAGCACC
This is a messenger RNA of Symbiodinium sp. CCMP2456, 2616 nucleotides long. NCBI's taxonomy places the organism in Eukaryota, Dinophyceae, Suessiales, Symbiodiniaceae. The record is from the annotation of a GenBank genome assembly.